CUCGCUCGAGAAGCCUCCGCCCCUCAGCUCACCCGUCACCGCGACACCGCCCCCCAUGCGCCGAUUAAUACUGCGCCCGCACUCCACCUCGCGCUCGCCCCGCAUGCCCGCCUCGCCGCGCGCGCGCUGCCACUGCCACCAUGCUCGGCGCGGAGCUCCGGCUCCGCCUCCGCGUGCUCCGCCGCCGACUCCGGGGCCAACGCCGGCGCCGCGGGCGGUCCCGUCGGGGGAGAGCGGCGGUGGAAGGCGGGGGCCGGGAGCCCGUGCUGCUGGUGUCCGGGAUGGGCGGGUCGGUGCUGCACGCGCGCCGGCGGUCCGACCCCAAGUUCGACCUCAGGGUGUGGGUGCGCAUCCUCUUCGCCAACCUCGACUUCAAGAAGUACCUCUGGUCGCUCUACAACGCCCGCACCGGGUACGUGGAGGCGUUGGACAAGGACGUGGAGAUUGUCGUGCCGGAGGACGACCACGGGCUGUAUGCCAUCGACAUUCUUGAUCCUUCCUGGUUUGUAGAACUUGUCCAUCUGACUAUGGUGUAUCACUUCCACGAUAUGAUCGAUAUGCUCAUUAACUGUGGGUACAAGAAAGGGACCACACUAUUUGGAUAUGGUUAUGAUUUUCGUCAAAGCAACAGGAUAGACAAAGUGAUGGCUGGUCUGAGAACAAAACUUGAAACUGCUUAUAAGACCUCUGGAGGGAAAAAGGUUAAUAUAAUAUCACAUUCUAUGGGUGGAUUGCUAGUGUGCUGCUUCAUGUCUAUAAAUCAUGAUGUAUUCACAAAGUAUGUAAACAAAUGGAUUUGCAUUGCUUGUCCAUUUCAAGGUGCCCCAGGAUGCAUCAAUGAUUCUCUACUUACUGGACUGCAGUUUGUUUAUGGUUUUGAGAGCUUCUUUUUUGUUUCUAGAUGGGCAAUGCACCAACUGCUUGUUGAAUGCCCAUCAAUCUAUGAAAUGUUGCCAAAUCUGGACUUCAAUUGGAAGAAAAAACCAAUUAUUCAGGUUUGGCGUAAGAACCCUGAAAAGGAUGGAACGGUGGAGCUAGUUCAAUAUGAAGCAACUGGUUGUGUAUCCUUGUUUGAAGAAGCUUUAAGGAACAAUGAGCUCAUGUAUAAUGGGAAGAAAGUAGCUCUACCAUUUAAUUUGUCGAUCUUCAAAUGGGCCACUGAGACGCGCCGAAUUCUUGACAAUGCUGAACUACCAGAUACUGUGAGUUUUUACAACAUAUAUGGGACAUCUUAUGACACUCCAUAUGAUGUAUGCUAUGGCUCCAAGAGUUCCCCGAUUGGAGAUCUGUCAGAAGUGUGUCACACAGUGCCAGCAUACACGUAUGUGGAUGGAGAUGGCACAGUUCCUGCUGAAUCAGCAAUGGCAGAUGGAUUCGCGGCAAAAGAAAGAGUCGGCAUCAAGGCCGACCACCGUGGCCUGCUGUCCGAUGAGAACGUAUUUGAGCUUCUCAAGAAAUGGCUCGGCGCGAGCGAGAAGGCACAGCGGCGUCGCGUGUCGAAACCCAAAGUGGUGGACCUGAGCUCCUAGCCAGGUCUCCUUGUCGAUACCAUCGCCAACCUCUUCAGGGGACUGUUAUUUUGGCCAUUUCCCUUGAAGAGACGAUGGAACACGAAUUCUGGGGAUUGUAUGUAUAUGUCUAUAUGUCUGCACAAUUUAAAUCUCUGCUGGGAACAAGGGGGGUGCCCCCUGUACACGAUGUAUCGUUGCCGGGCUUGUAUCUUUUCAAGUCUGGCACGCGUAUUCAUUGCGGCCUCCAACGCUGGAGCGUAGUGAAGGUGAAGCAAUAAUGAAAUCGAGCAUGGUUUCGAAAGCAUUCUGGA
This is a messenger RNA of Setaria italica (foxtail millet), 1822 nucleotides long. RefSeq names its product phospholipase A(1) LCAT3. The record is from RefSeq and is a predicted model, not a curated record. Bases 141 to 1529 code for a protein of 462 amino acids. Gene Ontology annotation, biological process: lipid metabolic process. Lineage: Eukaryota; Viridiplantae; Streptophyta; Magnoliopsida; Poales; Poaceae. The transcript has 11 exons.